This is a messenger RNA of Gigantopelta aegis, 633 nucleotides long. RefSeq lists its product as uncharacterized. Gene Ontology annotation, cellular component: extracellular region. The record is from RefSeq and is a predicted model, not a curated record. The coding region runs from base 1 to 633 and encodes 210 amino acids. The transcript is spliced from 3 exons. Gene Ontology annotation, molecular function: chitin binding. Lineage: Eukaryota; Metazoa; Mollusca; Gastropoda; Neomphalida; Peltospiridae.
AUGCUAGUAGAACUAUGCCUCGCCAGUGUUCUGUGUUCGGCUGUUUACGCCGUCCCAACGCAGCCUUGUGAUUCAUCGACGAAUCUCCUCCCGAUUACGGACCAGGCCGACUGCGCCGACGGCGUCUAUUACGUCUGCGACAACGGCAAUUGGAAGCGAAUGUCGUGCAAGACCGGGCAGGUGUGGGAUCGCGACGUGAACGCCUGCGUGAGGAUGUACCCCGGGUACAGGUGUGACCAGCAGGUCAAUCUUAAAGAGAGGUUCAUGGACGCGUGUCGUAACAAGGGCAACAUGUCGGUCGUCGACCCCAACGACUGCCGCCGCUUCAUCAGCUGCCACAAGGGCGAAUACCGCGAUGUCUUGUCGUGUCCCAGCGACCUCUACUUCAGUGAGGAGAAACAGUACUGCGACUACAAGCACAACGUCAAGUGCAUCCAGCCCAAGGAAGCUGUGAUUGAAGGAUGUGUACCAAAAGCACAUUCCAAGGACUGCAAUCGUUUUAUCGAAUGCGACCGGAAGGAGCCGAUUGAGCGUCAGUGCGAGUCUCCCAUCACAUUCUACAGUAACACGCUCAAGGUGUGCGUAUGGAAGUACCAGCUGACAGACGAGGAGAAAGCCGAUUGCGGACUUUAA